AUGAUGGCCCAGCUGCGGCGGCCCAGAGACGCCCUGCUGGUGGAUUCGCUCUACAGCAGCAGCAGCACGUCGCAUCCACGCUUUGCAUGGGUGCCGCCGCCGCAUCACCGACCGCCGCCGCCUCUCCCCUUCUUGGCCCUGUCGUCGGCGGCGGAGCAGCAGCACCAAGUCGGCCCUGGUCCCGGCGCGGGGACACAGCAGCAGCAGCUACUAGUAGAGCCGCGGCAGCAGCUAAUAAUGCCACCUGUAGAGCAACAGCAGCAGCAAAACCACCAUUGGCCCCCGGCGCCGGCGGCAACUGAAGCGGCAUCAGCGGCAGCAGCAACAGCAGCAGCAACAGCGGGAUUCGCCGCUGUCAACGGCACCCCACGGCCCCCCAUUGCGGGAGCCGACAUCACCAACACAGGCACCACAACCGACGCCAACAACACCACUGCUGCCACUGCUGCCACUGCCACUGCCACCAUCUCCUCCUCCUCCUCCUCCUCCUCCUCCUCCUCCUCCUCCUCCUCCUCUUCCUCCUCCACUGCUGUCCCCCACCCCUCUGCCGGCGGCAGCAGCAGCAACAGCAGCAACAUCGACAACUUAAACACAACCACCCCCAGCAGGCGAGGCGCCGCCAUAAAAAAUAGCGGCACCGCCCGCGCAGCCACCUCGCCCCCAACCUCGUCGGCCUCGUCGUCGCGAAGCAUCUCGCCGCGCUUGAGCAAGCCCAAGAUCAAAUCAAAGCCCGCGGCAGCCAUGCCCGGCCGGCCCGCCAAACGGUCGGCCGACGGCGACGACGACGGCUCCGCCUCGACCUCCCGCUUCAAGCUGCCUCGCACCGACGACUUUUCUUCCGUCGUCAAGAACCGCCUGCAGUCGUACACGCGCACGGGGCAGGCCUGCGACCGGUGCAAGGUCCGCAAGAUUCGAUGCGACGCCCUGCCCGAGGGCUGCUCCCACUGCAUCAAUCUCAACCUCGAGUGCUUCGUCACCGACCGCGUCACCGGCCGCACCGAGCGCAGGGGCUACAUGCAGGAGCUCGAGCGCGAGAAGAACGGCAUGCUGGCCCACAUCACCGACCUCGAGAAGAUGCUGCGCGACUCGGGCGUCGAGGUCAAGCCCUGGCAGGGCGCCGCCUGGGCCCAGUAUCCCCCCGAUGUCACCAUCGACGACAUGGGCCACGCCGUCCACGAUGCCGCCUCCAAGGACGAUUGGUCCCAGGUCGGCUCGUUGUGGGUUAAAAACGCCGCCUCCAAGCCGCCUCCUCCUCCGCCAAACUUUCCCCGUAACCAGUGGCAGUCGAGGCCGCAGCAGAACCACCUCGGCGUUGGGCCCGACAACGCACCCUUGAGCUCCAUCAGGGGCACCAAGCUCUCCCUGCUCGGAACAACCAUCGACACCACUUCCUUUGACGCCCCGGACAUGGACGAGCCCGGCCACGACGCCCACGUCUCGGCUCCUCUCUACAACAAGUCGGUCCAAGCUUUCCUCCAGUCCUGCAUGGGCGUCAACCCCCCCGUCCACGUUGACCUUCCCUCUCGCGAUAAUGCAUUCACCUACGCCGAGUGGUACUUCAUGGCAAUCGGUGUCUUCCUGCCCGUCCUCCACAAACCAUCCUUUAUGCGACUGUUGACGAGUAUCUACGACGAGCCCAACUUUAAACCUUCGGUCCCGGACCUCGUCAUUGUGCACAUGGUCUUUAGCACAAUCUUCUUCCACUGCGGUGUGCGUAAUCGGCAGCAGACGGAACAGCGCAACAACCUCAAUGACUUGUCCAACAAGCACUACCACUUUGCCCUCGGCAAGAUCUACGAUCUGCUCGGCUCCCAAGAGCUGGUCGCCGUGCAGGCCUUGGCCUUGAUUGCCCUGCACACGCGGGCAUUUCCCAAGCCCGGAUGCGGCUCCAUUGUGGCCAGCAUGGCCCUGCACCGCGCCCUGGAGCUGAAUCUGCAUCGGUCGUCUAGGACGCCAGGCGCGGGUACCGAUCUCCAGAACGAGCUGCGGAAGCGGACAUGGUGGGUGAUUUUGACCGUCGUGGUGGCCAUCAACGGGAGGCGUGGAUGUCCCCUGCCCGUCAACGUCCAGGACUUUGAUACGGAAUUCCCCGAGCCCAUCGCCGACGAGCUCCUCACGGAACAAGGCGUCGACACAUCACAAACCCUUCCGUGCCCUUAUCUGGCAGGGCUUGCCGGCUUCAAGAUUGUCCCGCUCUUCAUGGAAAUGUACGCCAACAUAUACAGCGUUCGCAGGGACGCGCAAAACUACGUCAACGUUGUCAACGCCCUCGAAGCCCAGCUCCAGCAGUGGGAGGCCGAGCUCCCCGACAGCUUGAGGAUAGGCGUCUCCGGUGACCUCGAGACUGCCUCGGCCCCGGCUAUAUACACGCGCACAUUCGCACUCGAGCUGCGACUGUGCCUGCGCCAUCCCUCGGUGGCCAUGACCACCGACCGGGCCAUGAUGGCGGACAACACGCGCGUCUGCGAGGAGACGGCUCGCGAGUUCCUGCUCUGCAUGACUCAGCUGUACAGGAUGAAGUCACUGGACACGACGUGGUAUCAAAUGUCGGUGUAUGGAGUGAGCAUUUUUUCGAUGCUGGUCGCGCAGUGGGAACGGCGGUUUGAGACUACACCAGACCAAGUGUCGUCGCUACGCCAGGAUAUGCAAAGCUGGAUGGCAAUUGUCAGGGAAACAAGCCUGCUCUUAGGCUGCGGAACUGGCAUCAGCAGCCAGAUUGGACAGAUCAUUGAACGCACAAUCGGCUGGAUAGAGCACGACAUGCAGCGCAUCGAAGCAAAGAAGUCGUCCCCACCGGCGCCGACAGCUAUCAAGCAAGAAGACCAGCUGUCAGCGGCAGUUGCGUACCAGCCCGGCCACGCCAGCGAAGGCGUGCCCAAUGGCACGCGCGUCGGUCGAGGGGAAGCGCCGUCCAAGGGAUACUAUCAAGAGCCUGGCCUGAAUGGCCAGACGCAGUGUCCUCCAUUGGCCUACGAGAAUCAACCCCAAGGCAGCGCGUCCGCAUCCGUCUACCCGUCGGAGCCGGGAAUGUAUUACAACGCGACCCCCGCCGCGGCCGUCGUGCCGAACAGCUCUGCGCAGCCCAGCCCCAUGCCGACGUUUGUUUCUCAGCCGCCGCAGCACGUCGCUACGCAGGCCCCGACCGAUAUGAUGUGGCAGGCCAGUAGCGGCAAUACGUGGCAUGACUGGACGGCCGCCAUCGCGGACUGCCAGGAGCGAUACAGCGCCAACGCGCUCCUGGCUCUCGGCAACACGGGGCGAGGGGCCGUGACGAGUCCGUCGGUGCUGGCCGAUGGCACAGUCGGACAGGCGGGCGGCGAAAUGGGCAUGGUUUCGGCGGGAGCUCAAUGGCCGCUGAUCAUGUUUGACCAUACGACACAAGGCUGA
This is a messenger RNA of Hirsutella rhossiliensis, 3387 nucleotides long. Its product is annotated as fungal zn(2)-Cys(6) binuclear cluster domain-containing protein. The record is from RefSeq and is a predicted model, not a curated record. Gene Ontology annotation, biological process: DNA-templated transcription; regulation of DNA-templated transcription. Gene Ontology annotation, molecular function: DNA binding; zinc ion binding; DNA-binding transcription factor activity, RNA polymerase II-specific. Lineage: Eukaryota; Fungi; Ascomycota; Sordariomycetes; Hypocreales; Ophiocordycipitaceae. Bases 1 to 3387 code for a protein of 1128 amino acids. The transcript is spliced from 4 exons.